GAUUCAGAUAUUUUAUUUCUUCCCUGCUUUGCUCACUUUUGAUUCCAAGAAAACAAAAAAAUUUCUUCUCAUUAUUCUAUUUCCAUCUUUCUACUCAUGGCGGCUAUCUCCACCACCUUCUACCACCCACUCUGGACUUCUUACAACAACAGCAACCACCACCGGACAAAGAGACAAGCCCCAAGCAGACAGGGAGUUAGAUCUAUGACAGUGACUUCUUGUCGGAAGCAGAAAUUACCGGAUGGGGAGGACCAAGAAGUGAUCCAGAGGAUUGUGAGAAGGAUUGUUUCAGAAGCUGAGAAGUUUGGGAAGGAUCUGAAGCCAGAGAAGAAGAAGAAAGGAGACGUGAAGGAUCUGAUGCUUAUGAGUCUCUCUUUUGCUGUUUAUGUUUACAUCUCUCAGUUAUUGGUUUGUGCUUACUUCUCUUGGCAACAUCUCAGCUUCCCAAAUCCUUCUUGGUAGUAGUAGCUUACGCUUGCUUUCUUCUUCUUCUUCUACCCCAGUUCUUGAUUGGGUUUUGUAAAAAUCUUGCACAAAUCAUUAAUAAGACAAAAAAUAUUCCAUUGCAACA
Capsella rubella is the source of this 571-nucleotide messenger RNA. RefSeq lists its product as uncharacterized. Lineage: Eukaryota; Viridiplantae; Streptophyta; Magnoliopsida; Brassicales; Brassicaceae. The transcript has a single exon. Bases 97 to 462 code for a protein of 121 amino acids. The record is from RefSeq and is a predicted model, not a curated record.